Macrosiphum euphorbiae (potato aphid) is the source of this 843-nucleotide messenger RNA. The record is from the annotation of a GenBank genome assembly. Lineage: Eukaryota; Metazoa; Arthropoda; Insecta; Hemiptera; Aphididae.
AUGGAGUACGGAAUUGCUGAUUUGAAGGACGAUUUGAAUGGCAGUGAUUGGUCAAUCACAGCACGUGUACUAAACAAAUCCGAUAUUCUUACAUUUAAUAAUGGUAAACGUUUUACAACAAUAUUAUUUGACAAAAAUAGUGAAAUAAGAGCUACCGCUUUUGGAGACAAUGUUGACCGUUUAUUUGAUCAACUUCAGGAAAAAAAUGUUUACAAUAUUAAAAAUGGAGAAAUAAAAAAAGCAGACAAGGCAUACAACAAUACAAAACAUGAUUAUGAAAUUAUUUUUAAUAGUUCAACAAUUAUAAAGACAUCUGGAGUUACUGAUAUUCCCAGUUAUCCACAGCUUAAAACAAUUGAAAAUGUUUUUACAAUGGACCUAGGCACUUUUAUUGUUACUAUUGGAGUAAUAACGGAGAUAGAAGAUCCACAGGAAAAAAAUGGUAGAUACAAAUUAAGAAAUAUCAUACUAGCAGACAGUACUGGCAGCGUUGCUGUUACUCUAUGGGAUACAAAAGCUACUGACUUUAAUGCCAAUGAAGGGGAUAUUAUGUCAAUAAUAGGAGGGAAAGUUAUUGAUUACAAAAAUGUUAAGAAAAUAAAUGUGACUUUAUCUUCAAAAGUCGAAUUUAAUCCUUGUUGGAAAGAAACCUCCGAUCUCCAAAACUGGUACAAAGAAUUUGAAAAAAAAAAACCUUUAAAUCCAUCUCAAGUGUCUGUCGGUUCUCAAGAACUUCAUAUGUUUGAAAGUUCUCAAAGUACUAGUAAUAAAACUGAAUACGAACGUUUUUUGGAACAAAACAAAAUUGAUGAGGAUUUGAUGUCUAAAGAAUACUGGAGCUGA